CAUCAUGACGCGCUUACCACAGGAGACGGAAAACUGGGCGCUCAUCAACGCCAUCGAUGAAAGUACGAGGUGGAUGAGGGUCGACUCGGCGGCCGCGUGCGCCUGCCCCACCGUCCCGUACCUUCUCGAGUCCGCGGGGGCGCUCCUCGAGGUCGCCGCCGCGCACGUCGACACGCUCCGCGCGCGCGCGGUCUCGCCGACGCUGGGCGCGGGCAACGCCUCGGGGGCGUCGCCCCGCAGCACGACGUCGCCCGAGUCGUGGACGGCCGUCGCCGACGAGCGCGUCUGGCUCCGCGACCGCGUGGACAAGGUCGAGGCGUUGGUCGCGGAGUCGCACCGCGAGCUCGCGGAGAAGGAGUCGGCGCGCGCCUCGGCGGUCGACGCGAACGCGCGCCUCACGGCGGAGCGCGACGACGCGCUCGCCGCGGCGAGCGCCGCGCGCGCCGAGUGCGACGCCGCGCUCGCCGCCGCCGCCGACGCGCCGCGCGCGGUCUCGCCGACGCUGGGCGCGGGCGACGCCCCGGGGGCGUCGCCCCGCGGCACGACGUCGCCCGAGUCGUGGGCGGCCGUCACGACGAAGGGCUGCGAGGUCGCCGAGGCGGCCGCCGAGCUUGUCUCGCUCCGCAACCGCGUGGCCCAGCUCGAGGCCUCGAACAAGCGGUUCCAGCGCGCCGCCCGGGACGACGCGUUCCGCCGCGACAAGUUGGUCGCGGACUCGCGCCACAAGCUCGCGGAGAAGGAGUCGGCGCACGCCUCGGCGGUCGAGACCAUGCGCGACGGCUCCAAGACCGCCGCGGAGAUCGUCAACCCCAUGAUGGACGAGAACGAUUCGCUGAUGUACGAGAACGCUUCGCUCAAAGCCCGCGACCAGGAGCGCGAGCGCGAAUUCGUGGCUUUGGAGCGCAAGAACGACGACCUGCGCGCCGAGGUCGAGCGCCUCACGGAGCGCCUCGCGGCGGAGCUCGCCGCCGCGGCGCUCGCCGCGGAGCGCGACGUCGCGCCCGCCGCCGCCGCGCCGCGCACGGUCUCGCCGACGCUGGAGCUCAUCGACGAGCUCGGCUCGUCCGCGUCGGCGCCGAAGUCGCCCGGCAGCACGCCCGAGGCGCCGGGCCGCGCGGACCUCGACGCGUCGGACGCGCAGCGGCCCCCCGCGCCGCCGCCCAAGCCGCCGUCGCCCGUCCCGAGCUCCGAGGGCUUCGCGCAGCCGGACGAGGAGUGCGACGACGCCGGCGCGCCGGCGUCGCCCGAGCCGUCGCCCAAGCCGGCGGACGAGGCGUCGCCCGCGCCGUCGCCCGAGCCGGCGGACGAGGCGUCGCCCGCGCCGUCGCCCAAGCCGGCGUCGACGGACGAGUCGGCGCUUGAGCAGCGCGACGCGCCCGCGCCGUCGCCCAAGCCGCCGUCGACGGACGCGCCGGCGUCGCCCGCGCCGGCGGACGAGGCGUCGGACGAGGCGUCGCCCGCGCCGUCCGGGUCGCCCGCGCCGGCGGACGAGGCGUCGGACGAGGCGUCGCCCGCGCCGUCCGGGUCGCCCGCGCCGGCGGACGAGGCGUCGCCCGCGCCGUCGCCCGCGCCGUCGCCCGCCGUCGGCCUCGGCGCGGAGGCGCCGUCGACGGACGAGCCGGCGGAGGCGCGACGCGAGGCGGAGGCGGCGGCGCUGCGCGACGCGUAUGAGGCGGCGCUGCAGGAGUGCUCGGCGGUCGUCGAGGCGUGUCGUUCGGCGUUGGCCGCCGGUACGAGCGUCGACGACGCGGAGAUCCGGCGCACGUAUUCGAAGAAGCGGGCGGCCGCGGACUUGGCGUACCGCCGGCUCAUGCAGCACCGCUACGACCUGAAGGAGUCCGGCGGCACCGCGGCCGACGGCUGCUUCGCGCGGCGCGUCGGCGAGGAGUGGCAGUUCUUCGCGAACGCCGGCGGCAUCUACGAGGCCUUCCGCGAGGCCUUCCCGGACCUCUUCGGGGACGUUCGGAAGACGGGCAACCAGGUCAGGUCCGUGCUCCGAGGGGAGAAGCGCGUGGACGGGUUCGAGGCACUGCUCUGGCCCGAGGACGUGCCCCAGGAGCUCGUCGAGAAGGCCGUCGCGGCCAUGGCGAAGGAGUCGAUCUCGAAGAAGCGGGCGACCGAGGACUUGGCGCGCCGCCGGGUCGCGGAGCACCGGUUCGACCUGAAGGAGUCCGGCGGCGGCGCGGCCGACGGCUGCUUCGCGCGGCGCGGCGGCGCGGAGUGGCUGUUCUUCGCGAACGCCCGCGGCAUCUGCGAGGCGUUCCGCGAGGCCUUCCCGAAACUCUUCGGAACCGUCAUGAAGACGGGCAACCAGGUCGCGUCCGUGCUCCGAGGGGAGAAGGCCAUCUCGGGGUUCGAGGCGCUGCUCUGGCCCACGGACGUGCCCCAGGAGCUCGUCGAGAAGGCCGUCGCGGCCAUGGCGAAGAAGUCGAAGAAGAGGAAGAAGUCGAAGAAGCCGAAGGAGACGAAGGAGACGAAGGAGACGGAGACGUCGAAGCAGUCGAAGGAGACGGAGACGUCGCGCGGCCUCAUCAGCAAGUGGAAGGACGAGGUCGUCGCCCUGCGCGAGGAGUUCCCGGCCGCGGAGUUGCCGACGGACGCGGUCGAGGUGGCGCCCGUGGACGUGACGGGAAGCUGGACCCCUGAGGAGCACUGUGAAUCUUUGCGCGGAUUUUAUCACGGCCUGGACGCGUCUGGAAUGGCCAAUUUCCACCCGACGCGGACCGCGGACCAGAUCCGGACCCACGCGCAGAAGUACUUCGCGAAGAUGGCGUCCGCGGAGCCCGGCGAGGCGGUUGCCGAGCUGCGCGCCGCGCUGGAGGUCCAGUCGAUGCCCGGGACGGCUGACGCGAGGGAGCGGUGCCUGCGGGAGCUCGACGAGCAGCGUCCCGGGUGGGCGGCGGCGGCGAAGAAGUCGAAGCCGAAGAAGCGACGGCGGCGGGCGACGCGCCAGGAGUUCACGGAGAAGAUGGAGCGCAAGACAGCCGAGCAUGCCGAACAUCUACGCCCCUACGAACAAGCCUACGGCAAGGCCGGGCUGCCCCCGCCGGAACCGGGCCGCACGAAAGCCGCGAACUCGGUCGCCGACAGCGUCGCCGCGGCGCUCGUACUUCUGAACGAGCACCGGCGGCUCCAGGACGACGACGACGACGCGAGCGACUCGGAGGAGGACGGCGCCGACGCGAGCGACGCGGGCGAGACGUCGGGGUUCGAGGAGGACGGGGACUCGCACAUGAACGACGUGGACGACGACGUCUCCGUCGAGGACGCGGAGGCGUCCAGCGACGCGCCGACGGACGACGAGGGCGAGGGCUCGACAACGGGCGCGACGGACGACGAGGGCGAGGGCUCGACCACGGGCGACGCGGACGUGACCUGCUGCGGCGCGGCCUGCCUGGAGAUGGACGUCGACGUGCCCGGCGGGUUCGCGGCGUCGUGCAAGUGCGCCGCGCCGCCGCCGUCCGCCGGCGAGGGCGACCUCGUGGCCGCGCUCGUGAGCCAGUACGAGCCCUUCGACGACCCGGACGUGCUCAGCGACGGCUCGGAGCCGCGCUCGCUCGCCGAGCUCAAGUUCCACCCCACGGGCGACUUCGCGUCCCUCGGCGGCGCCCUGUGCGGCGCCUUCAACGACGGCCAGAGGGGCCACAACGCGCUGAAGCUACUCUUCGGCAAGGGCAGGGACGUCGCGACGGAGGGCCUGAAUUCUUCAAUCACCUCGGCUUCCGCCGCGAUUUACGUCGCGAAAUCCAAGACGGACCUCCUGCUCGAGCGGCUCCUGAACUUGGACGAGUCCGCGAGUCUCGGGGACCCGGCACAGUCGAUGGUGGCCGACAUCCCCUCCGCGGUCAAGGCGCGCGUCGUCGAGGCCUUGGCCCACAAGGUCGGCCGCGACGUCGCCCGGAGGGACGGGAAGAUCCGCCUCGUCUACCGGAGGCUCGGCGCGGGCGGCGCCCAAGGCAAAGGCCCCUGGGACGUCGCGGGGCGCGCCUUUCUCUUGGACGACGAAACCGGCGAGUGGCUCGUCGGCGGGCCGCGGAACGCGCGGCUCCACCCCGCCUGCUGCCUCCCCUCGAACCUGGGGCCGCCGCCGACGGCCGGGAAGCGCGUCGACGACUGGGACUCGGACGACGACGACGAGUCAGACGACGACGACGCGCCCCAGGCCAAGCGCCGCCGCGCGCCGCCCCGCGAGGCCGCGUCCAAGCGCCACCGCGCCGCGGCUGCGAACGACCUCGCCGCCGCGCCGCGCCGCAGCAAACGCGCGUGUACUCCGACCGCGGCCGCGGCCGCGCGCGGCGACGUUGAUUCCGAGGAUUCCGACGAGGACGCCUAGGCGAUGACGACGUCCGGGCUGAACGCCGAGUAACUAUACUUUUUUCCGCU
Aureococcus anophagefferens is the source of this 4383-nucleotide messenger RNA. RefSeq names its product expressed protein. The transcript has 3 exons. Bases 5 to 4333 code for a protein of 1442 amino acids. The record is from RefSeq and is a predicted model, not a curated record. Lineage: Eukaryota; Pelagophyceae; Pelagomonadales; Pelagomonadaceae.